ACAUGUGUGCAUGUCGCUGUGGAUCAUGCAAAUUUGCUUUCAAGCAAAAGAUCUCUGGAAAAGAGAGCUUCUUACUCUCUUUGAUGCAGACUAUAAUUGACAUAUAUGUCCGAUCUCAGUUAAUCACAUUCAUGUCGAUGUUUCAGAUAAUGCAGACAAAGAACUAAGGAAACUCCUCUACCGUAUCUCGCGGAACGUGACUGAAGUACGCCACGUGGAAGAUCUGGUCGGAGCACUUGGACUUAAAGCAGAUGAGAUGACUAUCAUCCAAGAUUCAAAGAACCAAAACCCGAGUUCCCAGGCCUACAAAGUUUUAUUAAGGUGGAUGGAGACGGACGAGGAAGCGUCCCUGGACAAGCUUCAUCAGGAGCUGAGUGAGUCUGGCAUGGAGACGUUGGCAGAGGAGGUUGGCAGGAUUAAGGCUCAACCAGUUAAUAAGCGACCGGCAGGUACAUCAGCUGGACCGCCAGCCAAGCGAUCAGUAGCUGGACAGUCUUCUCUUGACGGGCAUCAUGAGGAGCAGCUAACCCAGCAACAACUACUAGAGGAAAACCGCACUUUGAGGACCCUGGUGGAAGAACUACAAGACAAGACACCAAGAAGUCGAGGACCUGGAGCCAGACCUGUGGUGUUGCUGCUCAACGAUGAGUAUGGAACUGCAAUGGGGGACGUAUCCACCGUCCACGGCCAGAUGGCGUCCCUACUGGCUUCCAAAGGGGCAGAGGUCUACUCUACAGUCCUGAAUGCCACAGAAGACGAUAAGCAGAAUGCAGCUACUGAUGGGGUUCAGCUCAUCUUUCCAACAACAUCCAAACGUGACAAGAGAGAGCCCUGCCUUGAUUGGCUGACCUUUGACCACAAGGGUCGUUAUCCGGACCUUCCUCCAGUAGACUUCAUUGUUGGCCACGUGCCCAUCACAAGCCAUGCAGCAAGGCAGAUCAAGGAGCAACGGUUUCCUGACGCCAAACUCGUCCAAGUCACUCACGUGAUGCCAGAAGACACCAACCAGUACAAGAGUGAUGAGAGGGUGUUGAGCAUCGGAGACGAGCAGAGAAACAUUCUUGAAGACCUAGAGCAUGCUGACGUGAUCAUCUCGGUAGGCCCAUACCUGCAUGACUACUACAAGGUUGAGACGGGAGGUUUCGAGCCCCACCACGAGUUCCUGCCUAAGCCAUCCGACAUCUUCAGCAAAGCAAGGGUCAAAUACGUUGAUGCCGGCACAAAAGUGGUUCUGUCCAUCGGCAGGGUCAAGGGUGUGGAGAGGCUGAAGGGGUACGAUCUAGCCGCAAAGUCCGUGGGCCAGGUGAUCGUAGCACUACCCAACACCAAAUGGCGAACCCGCGGCAUCACAAAAGAAGAUUUCCAGGAGAGCAGGGACAUCAUCCAGUCCAACGCGCGUAAAAUCCAUUUCACCCCCCUGAAGUAUGGCACACAGGAGGAGCUGCGUAAGGACAUGGAAAAGGCAAGUGUCGUUCUGAUGCCGUCACGUGCAGAGCCGUUCGGACUGGUUGGUCUGGAGGCCAUCGCUGCAGGGGUGCCCGUCCUGGUCUCCCACAAGUCAGGUCUUGCGAUGUUCCUGAAGACACAAGACCCCGAGUUCGACCGCGCAAUCGUAGAGAUCGAAGAUGACGACGAUGAGGCCGCCAAAACCCUGGCCAAGCGCAUCAUUCAGAUCCUAAAGGAUGAACCCAGAGAGUUUCAAGCCGCACAAAGGUUGAAGGAGAAACUUUUGGACUCGGAGUACUGGGCUGCUUCACACACCAAGUUUCUCGAAACCUUUGGUCUGAAAGGCUAGCUUCUUACCACAUCGGUUUAAUUUCUACCCAUCAUUCAAGUAAUUGUAAUAUGUUAGCCCCAUUUUAGCCUUAUCUGAUUGUAGAUGUCCCUGGGUUUGAAUUCUAUGUCUUGGCUUCCAGAAUGCUGACUCCCGAUGAACCUAAUGCCACCAAGGGACAUUGUAAAAGCUGUCGUGAGUAGCAUAAUAAGGCCACACUAAUUGUAUUUGUUGUUUCUCGGAUUUUUUAAAGAAAAAAAAAUGGGGUCGGUCGGUCGAAAAAAAAAACUUUUGCAAAAAGUCGGGGGUAAGAGAGAUCAAGGAGCUUACUUAAGUUACACAACAGAAAUAACAUUUUAACAUUUCCUGAUAGGACAGUUCAAAGUUUGAAGAAAAAUGAUAAAUGCACAGUCCAAAAUAGGCACGUACAGCUACCGGAAUUUGAGGCCCAUAGUUUAUUUGAGUAAGGAGAGGCAGUGAAAAUUUGUCAACUCGUUGUGUGGCCAUCGAUUUGAAAAGUUUGUUUUUUUCAAAUCGGAAAAAAGUAGGGUCGGAAAAUCCGAGAAACAACAAAUAAAAUUGGUCUAAACAGUUGUCUAACUAUCCCAUACGUCAUCAAGACGUUGUUUAGUGCACAGCAAUUGAUAUCCGGGAAGUACCCUCAUCAACUUUCUGCUGGUUAAACAUCCCAAUAUUGCGAAGUUAAGAAGACUAUAUGUUAUAGAGCCCUGAGGAUUAUUGUACUUUAUAUAGACUUUUCAAAUUGACAUUGGCAAUGGCAACACUGCAUUCCAUUUGAAUCCCAGUCUGCUGUAUAUUUGGACUCUGCACAGUAGUUUGGUGAGUUCUUGGGUUCAUACAUUUAAUAUAUAUAUCUUUAUGAUGAUUAAAAGGCUUGGGACUAUAAGAUUUCCGAACUAUUUAGUAUAUACAGAUGACGCUUUAUUUUGUGUGGGUUAACUUGUGCAUUUGCCAAAGCUGCUUUCUGUAAGGCUGGUGUGACAUAAUGAUGCCGUUCACUGUACUUGUCUAUUGUACAAGAAGAAUAAUUGCGAAUUAUUUGCCAGGGCUGGAAUUUUCUGUUGUAACCAGUUGGCUAAUGCAGAUACAGACGAACACCAUCCAUGUACAAAUAUCAGAUUAAACAAAUCAUUUACCAAA
This is a messenger RNA of Branchiostoma floridae (Florida lancelet), 2935 nucleotides long. RefSeq lists its product as uncharacterized. Gene Ontology annotation, cellular component: cytoplasm. The coding region runs from base 257 to 1795 and encodes 512 amino acids. Gene Ontology annotation, biological process: signal transduction; apoptotic process; proteolysis. The record is from RefSeq and is a predicted model, not a curated record. The transcript has 4 exons. Gene Ontology annotation, molecular function: protein binding. NCBI's taxonomy places the organism in Eukaryota, Metazoa, Chordata, Leptocardii, Amphioxiformes, Branchiostomatidae.